Messenger RNA from Mytilus trossulus (common blue mussel), 1547 nucleotides. Its product is annotated as transmembrane protein 229B-like. The record is from RefSeq and is a predicted model, not a curated record. Lineage: Eukaryota; Metazoa; Mollusca; Bivalvia; Mytilida; Mytilidae. The transcript is spliced from 2 exons. The coding region runs from base 67 to 546 and encodes 159 amino acids.
UUCAAUUUCCGGUUGUCAACCACAUGCAAAAAGUUUAAAUAGAAAAGAGUUCUAUAUCAAGUAUCCAUGGCAGAGUCCGACUUCAUUCCAUUAUCCAUGUUAUGGAGGUUUUACGUGUAUGCCAUUCAUGGUUAUGUUACAGAAAUCAUGUUCACAGCUACAUGGGAAUUUGUUAUAAAUCAGAACUGGAAAUUCCCUGGUAGCACUAGUGUAUGGGCUUUACCUAUAUAUGGAUUUUCUACACUUAUGAUAGAACAGAUGUACUUAAGACUUGUGGAGAGGAAGGUUCCGUUAUUAGGCAGAGCUGUGAUUUAUACAAUCUGGACAUACUGCUGGGAAUUCAGUACAGGGUUUAUUCUGAAGAAGUUUGAUGCCUGUCCGUGGGACUACACUCCUUUUGAAGGAGAUUUUAUGGGAUUAGUGACACUCGAGUAUGCCCCGUUAUGGUUUUUUGGGAGUGUAUUUUGUGAGAUUCUGAUAAUUAAGUAUACAAGAAUGGUGUAUUGGGGUGCUCCUGUAAAAGCUGACAAAACUAAACAAAGUUAAUAAAAGUACACUUUAGGUUUAUCAAUAUUUUAGUAUUUUUAGUUAUAAAAUUGCCUAGGUACAAUGUAUUUGCAUGCUUUACAUGCAUGUUGAUUUGACAAUGGUUAAAAGACAUGAUUUUAUUAAGCAAUGCUCAAUUCAUAUGAACAAAGCUCAACUCUUGGAAGUAUUUUUUUAAUGGUGGAAGAUUAUAUUUAUAUACAUUUUUUACAAUUAUUUUUAUACUGUAAUUUUACUUCACACAAUAUAAGUGUAGGAAACUAAUUUUCAUUGAUUAAGAAGUGUGACCAAGUCAUCAAUUUAGGUAAUGAAUUUGACAUGAUUGAGUUAAUAAUUGUAAUUUUAAGACCCAAUUUUUAGGAACUAAGUCAUGGUUAGUGGAAUGCAUUGGGGUUCAAGUUUAAAUAAAUCUCAAUAGAAACUUGCAUCCUGUAAGGCUGUAUUCAAAAUAUCUACACCUGUAUCGUGUGUUUUGGAAUACUUAUAGGCAAUUUUAUAAGACUUUAGAAAGCUUAAUGCUAAUCUAUCCACUUGCAAAUACCUACAUGUAUAUUGCACACACAAAAAAAAAAAAAAAAAUUAUUUAAAGUUUAAUAUGAACAUUAUUCCAUUCAUCAUAACCUUUUUUCUCAGGGCACAAAACAUUGCCAUUCAUGAUAAUUUGGUGAAUCUACAGUGCAUUAUAAUUUUUUUUAUUACAUGUAUAUUUAAUUGUUUCAAUUCCAUAUAUUAUAUAGUUGGCAGGAUCUCAAACAAUUUAGCUUUCUAGUUUUAAUAAAUGUUUUAUAUUAAAAUGUAGGUGUAAGUGGUGUAAGUCCUUGAUUUGUGAUACUUUUAUAUUUAUAUUUCAAGUCUUCAAGACUCGAAGAGUGGUUUAUUUUUUGCACUCAUCCACUUCAAGUGAUAAAUGUGCCAAAACCAAUUUGGUGGACCAAUGACUUCAUGAAAAUUAAAAUUUGCAUUAUUAAAAGGGUAAUUUGUAUGACAACUAGAUAUCUAAA